Molecule: messenger RNA, 1896 nt
Organism: Tripterygium wilfordii
Lineage: Eukaryota; Viridiplantae; Streptophyta; Magnoliopsida; Celastrales; Celastraceae
Product: flavin-containing monooxygenase FMO GS-OX-like 4
Exons: 8
Coding region: 25-1395 (456 amino acids)
Molecular function (GO): NADP binding; N,N-dimethylaniline monooxygenase activity; flavin adenine dinucleotide binding
Source: RefSeq, a predicted model, not a curated record
UAUAAAAUCAACUGGCCAACCUCAAUGCUCAGGGGGAGAUCAUUACUGACAUCACAAAUGUCAAUGUCGUCAAUAACCAUUCCCCGGCACGUGGCUGUCAUCGGAGCUGGUGCGGGUGGCCUUGUGGCUGCUCGCGAGCUCCGUCGUGAGGGACACAAGGUCGUUGUCUUCGAGAAAAGUGAUCAAAUUGGCGGUACCUGGGUGUACAAUCCUCGAGUGGAACCGGACCUUCUGGGCGUUGACCCGAAGCGUCUCGUCGUCCACUCCAGCCUCUACAGCUCCCUUCGUACUAACCUCCCUAGAGAGGUGAUGGGUUAUCAGGAUUAUCCGUUUUUGAGCCGAGAAGGCAAAGACAGAGAUCCGAGGAGAUUCCCGGGUCACAAGGAGGUGUUGAUGUAUCUGAAGGAUUUUGCGGGUGAAUUCAGGAUUGAAGAGAUGGUGAGGUUUGAGUCUGAAGUGGUGAACGUGAAAUUAGAGGAGAAUGGUAGAGAGUGGAGGGUGAAGUCCAACAGGAGGGGCGAUGUUGACGAUGAGAAUUUUGAUGCUGUUGUUGUCUGCAAUGGACACUACACUGAGCCUCGGAUUGCGGAAAUUCCCGGCAUAAAGUCAUGGCCAGGAAAACAAAUUCACAGCCACAACUAUCGUAUUCCUGAGCCCUUUCAAGAUCAAGUUGUAAUUUUGAUAGGAAGUGCCGCAAGUGCUACUGAUAUAUCCAGGGAGAUAGCUGGGGUUGCUAAAGAGGUCCAUAUUGCAUCUAGAUCCGCUGCUGACAAAACAUGUGAAAGGCUGCCUGGAUAUGAUAAUAUGUGGCUUCAUUCCAUGAUAGAAAACGCCCAUGAAGAUGGUACUGUGGUUUUCCAGGAUGGGAGUGUCAUCUUUGCUGAUGUUAUUCUACAUUGCACUGGGUACCAUUAUGACUUCCCAUUUCUUGAAACCAAUGGCAUCGUGACAGUGGAUGACAAUCGUGUGGGACCGCUGUACAAGCAUGUUUUUCCUCCACGCUUGGCCCCAUGGCUUUGCUUUGUUGGAUUACCAUGGAAGGUUGUUCCAUUCAUAUUGUUUGAAUUUCAAUGCAAGUGGAUUGCUGGUGUUUUGUCCGGUCAAAUUAAGCUUCCAUCCCAAGAAGAGAUGGCGGAAGAGAUUAAAGCCUUCUACUCUGAACUUGAAGCUUCUGGCGUGCCAAAGCGAUACACCCAUGACAUGGGGGAUUAUCAGUUUGAGUACGACAAUUGGCUUGCUUCUCAAUGUGGUUGUUCAGGCGUCGAAGAAUGGAGAAAACAAAUGUACUAUGAAAGUAGCAAGCGGAAGCGCGCUCAACCAGAGACAUACCGCGAUGAAUGGGAAGAUCAUGACCUGAUCUUGCAAGCCCAUCAGGACUUCCUCAAAUACACCUGAAUACUGCAACUCACAGUUGCACUCUUUGAUUGAAGACCACAAAUAAACAACCCAUUUGACCAUCUCAAAACUCAAAAGAAUAAUUUUCCGGUUUGGGUCAGUCCAUAUGCUUAUGUGGCGGGUUGACUGUUAGUUAGUCGGCCAAAUUAGACGACGUGGCAAACGAAGUCGCUGAUGUGGCUGACGGCGCUGAGGUGGUAAAACACCUCUUCACAAACCCUAGUUCUUCAUCAUCUCUCAGAUUCGCGCCAUCUCCCUGCUCUCGCCCGCAACACCAUCUCCCGUACAUAAUUUAUGUGUGUUAUGAACGACAAAUCAUCGUUUAAUGACCUUUGUAAUAUUAAAGAACUACAUAAGUGCUCGCGUCAUGAUUCUAUGUGAUGUUAUUCAUAGGUAAUGGACUAAUAUUUAUAUUUUCUAUAUGGGAGAGAAAUUAAUGGAGAUAUGUAAUAGGAAUGUUACUAUGUCAAGUUUGUGAUAUAAUUUGUGUUUGUGUUUGUG